CGGACCCACAGCCCCUGGAGGCAGAGGCGCUUGCAAGGAGUCAAGACCUGUGGCCCAGGAGCUGCUGUCCUCCCACAAUGCGGUUCUUCGCUCUGGUCCUGGGCUCCCUGGCUGCUUGCACUGCUUGGGGGCACCCACCUUUGCCCCCUGUGGUGGACACCGUGCAGGGCCCGGUCCUGGGGGAGUAUGUCAGCCUAGAAGGCUUUGCACAGCCCGUGGCCGUUUUCCUGGGAGUCCCCUUUGCCAAGCCGCCGCUCGGACCCCUGAGGUUUGCUCCUCCGCAGCCUGCAGAUCCAUGGACCUUCGUGAAGAAUGCCACCUCCUACCCUCCUAUGUGCUCCCAAGAUGCCGUGUCAGCCCAGAUGCUCUCUGAGCUCUUUACCAACAGAAAGGAGAACAUUCCUCUCAAGUUCUCCGAAGACUGCCUUUACCUAAACAUCUACACUCCCGCAGACUUGAAGAGGAAGAGCAGGCUGCCGGUAAGCACAGGGGAUGAACACAGCCGGGGCAACUGGGGUCACUUAGACCAGCUGGCCGCGCUGCGCUGGGUCCAGGAGAACAUUGCCAACUUUGGAGGGGACCCAGGCUCUGUGACCAUCUUCGGAGAGUCUGCGGGAGCUGAAAGUGUCUCUGUUCUUCAUCCAUAUAGCCACACCUGCUUCAGGGGUGGAGCCAGGACCGUAACCCCAGACCAAGUCUCCCAGCAAAGUGCCCAGAUAGCAGUGACUGCCUGUUAG
This is a messenger RNA of Myotis davidii, 737 nucleotides long. Its product is annotated as liver carboxylesterase 1-like. The transcript is spliced from 5 exons. Gene Ontology annotation, molecular function: carboxylic ester hydrolase activity. Gene Ontology annotation, biological process: lipid catabolic process. The record is from RefSeq and is a predicted model, not a curated record. Gene Ontology annotation, cellular component: endoplasmic reticulum; lipid droplet. Lineage: Eukaryota; Metazoa; Chordata; Mammalia; Chiroptera; Vespertilionidae. Bases 78 to 737 code for a protein of 219 amino acids.